Messenger RNA from Microthlaspi erraticum, 759 nucleotides. Lineage: Eukaryota; Viridiplantae; Streptophyta; Magnoliopsida; Brassicales; Brassicaceae. The record is from the annotation of a GenBank genome assembly.
AUGUUGCCCACAACUUCCAGAUCUCGCUCUUCAUCUUCUUCAUCCCGAGCUAACCCAAUGUUCCUUCAGUAUUUUCGUCGUAUCGUCAAGUGGCAACAAAUGGAUGUUGAAUAUACUUUCUGGCAAAUGCUUAACCUUUGCACAUCUCCGAAAGUUGUCUAUCAACAUACUAAGUAUCACAAACAAACUAAGAACCAAUGGGCACGUGAUGACCCGGCCUUUAUUGUGAUCUGUAGUGUGCUUCUUGUUGUUGCAACUUUAGCCUACUGCGCCACGUAUGACCAUAGUAGCUCUCAUGCUAUCGUCGUAGUCGUAUCAGUUUUCCUCUCCCAUUUCUUAAUCGCUGGAGCAGUUAUAGCUACGUUCUGUUGGUUUUUGACAAACUCUUACCUUCGCGAGGAAGCUCCAAAUAGUCAUGUGGUGGAACAACGCGUUGAAUGGUUGUACACAUUUGAUGUUCACUGCAACUCCUUCUUUCCAAUGUUUGUGCUACUCUACGUCGUACAUUAUUUCUUAUCACCACUCCUCAUUACGCACGGAUUCAUCCCUUUACUGCUAUCGAAUCUGCUUUUCAUGGUCGGUGCUUCGUACUACCAUUAUCUUAACUUCUUAGGAUAUGACGUGCUUCCAUUUUUGGAACGAACAACAUUCUUCCUCUACCCAAUCGGGAUCGUGAUCGUCCUGUCACCUAUUCUGAUCUUAAGCGGAUUCAACCCGUCAAGAUAUUUCAUGAACAUGUAUUUCAGCCAAAGGUUAUGA